AUCAAAAGAAAGUAUUGAGAACCAUUUAUUGUUGGCAUCUCCAUGACAUUUCGAUGGAAGUUAUCUUGUCGUAGGCAUAACUUGGAAGCAGUGUUGUGUGAGCCUAGAGGGGAGGCGAGACGCAAGACGGAAUCAUUGAUAUCUGGGCAACAUGGAAGCUCGCAUGUGCGGGGCAUGGAGGGGGCGGGCCCCUGAAGCCCUGGCGGGUUUAGCUAUGAGAAUUGGUUGGUUGGAUGCAUGUGCAUGUGCAUGUGCACACGCCGUCGUCCGUGGCGCGUCGCGUCGAACACAUGUCCCUCUGGCUGGGUAGAGACAGAUAUAGGUAGAGCAUACCUACGUCUUGGGUGGCCACGAUGUAUGGUGACCUAGGAAAUAAACUGGUCCAGCAUGCCAAACGGACACAAAACCUGGCGCACCUCCCGCCAUACCAGACGGAAAUGGUCAGGGCGGCUACGCGGGAGGUGCGCGAUCUCAACAAGGACGUCGCCAGCCUCCUCGAGCCCUUCAACGGCUCCUUCGACCCCAGCGCGGACCAGGCCACGGCCUGCGCCCUCUUGGUCGACCACCUCUCCAUGCGCCGCAACAAGCGCUGCCUCCUGGCCUACCACCGCACGCGCACCGACAAGCUCGAGGACCUCGUCUGGAGCGGCGCUGAUGUCCUAGACCUCUCCGGCCAGCAGCUGAGAGAAGGCGCGGCGGCCGACGGCGGCGGCGGCGGCGGGCGCGCCGCCAACACCGAGGGUCCCACGAGCAGCCUCAGCCCCCAGGAGGAGGACUACGUACGCCAGUACAGCGAUCUGCUAGCCGCGUACAAGGGCCAGUGGACCGACAUCGACCUGACAGGCAGCCUCGAGCCUCCCAGGGACCUCUUUAUCGACGUCAGAGUCCUGAAGGACGCAGGCGAGAUCCAGACUGAAUACGGCGCCAUCACGCUCAGCAAAAACAGCCAAUUCUACGUGCGUCAGGGAGACGUGGAGCGGCUGAUUGCCCAGGGUUAUCUGCAGAAGCUGGGCUGAGUACUUCUGGCCCAUUGGCAAGUAGUCUCAUUUACCAUGCCGUGUCUAUCUCGGCUUCCCAUACGCCCCUGGACGUGUGCCAGGCCCGUCGAGAAAGAGAGUCGUGUAGACGUGGGCGAGGGGCUAGCUACUAGCGGUGAUAACGAAAACCUAGAUUCUGCAUCUACAUAUGCUAAGGGCCAUCAGCAAUGGCAGUUCCCUUUUGCUAGGGGAAAGGGGUGACUAUGUAGGUCACAAGCGGUUCCGCUCGUCCCCAAGGCUUGGGAGAAGUGAGUGAAGCAUGCACGGCACGUAUCUCAACACCUACAUACAGGCAAAACCUUCUGCGGGUAGCCUAGGAGUUUCUCAUGCACUCUUAUCAAUCCCAAUUCCCAAGGUCCAUGUGGUGCCGCCCCUCCGUGCGAGGCAUAUCUCUCUCGUUUUCUUUUCUCUCUUUUUCUUUCUACUUCGUACAAGCCAAUUGCGGGCCAUCACCUACGAGGGACUUGGCAUCACUUUCAAAUACACGUAAUGCGAAUUAUACCCUGAUACAGCGGCCGUCUCGACAUCAGAUGCCGCGGGUCUGUAGAGUUGUGUCGGCCACAUGCCGUCUUUUCCGUGGUCCGAAAUCGGUAGGUACACCCACACCCAUCGAGCCGAGCAGUUGCGCUUCGCCGGGUAUGUACCAAGAUGAAUGGCAUGUUUCCAGGAGACAGGUAGUAGCUGCACCAGGGAGGGGCAGCAGAGGCAGAGAGGGGAAGGGAAACAAGAAAGGCGCACAGCUGGAUGGCUGGCUGCUGUACAUGUACUUAGCCCACCCAACCAGUCGUAGCCGUAGCUUCUUGGCAGCGUGGGAGUC
Messenger RNA from Gaeumannomyces tritici R3-111a-1, 1854 nucleotides. Its product is annotated as DNA replication complex GINS protein PSF1. The coding region runs from base 354 to 1016 and encodes 220 amino acids. NCBI's taxonomy places the organism in Eukaryota, Fungi, Ascomycota, Sordariomycetes, Magnaporthales, Magnaporthaceae. The transcript is spliced from 3 exons. Gene Ontology annotation, cellular component: GINS complex. The record is from RefSeq and is a predicted model, not a curated record. Gene Ontology annotation, biological process: DNA replication; DNA strand elongation involved in mitotic DNA replication.